UCACAUGUGUUUUAUAUGUUUAUAUCAUGUUUAUAUUGUGUUUAUAUUUUAUAUAAACAUAUAAAUUUUGUUCUUCACAUCACAGAUACCAAACAAAGAUUCUGUUUGCAGAGUAUGUGCCUGAUAUUUUGUUUAUAAAUUUCUCUAAGAAAUUUUUAUAUAUACAUAUUUGUGAACCGUUUUAAAAGGAGAAAUGGAUAUGGGUGAUAUCAAAGAAGAGGUGCAAAUCAUCCACGAUGUGAAGUUAGAAGAGAACUUAGAAGUUUUUGAACAAUUUAUAGAUGAAAAUGGAGUUCAUGAUAGAAGAGAAUAUAUAAUUAAGAAUGAAGAAAGUAACAUAAAUUCCUAUAUUAUGGAGACCUACGUAAAUCAGUCACCUGCCUCAUUCACCAAAGAAAUUUCUGGAGUAAUGAAUUCACCGAUCAAUAAAUCUGAAUGUCACCUGGUUGAUUAUUGUGCAGAUGAAGAAAAAUAUCUCGAUAAUACCUUCAAUUCUAAAGAUGACGAGAAACUCCAAGCUGAAUUAGAAAUCAUAGACAUUUUUGAACAGUUUAUAGACAAAAAAGGAGUUCAUGAUAGAGAAGAAUAUAUAAUUAAGAAUAAAGACAGUAACACAAAUUCCUUAGCUACAGAAGGUAUUGCAAAUCAAUCAUCUUCCCCUUUUACUAAAGAAAUGCCUGGAGUACUAUGUCCAGCGGGCAAUAAAUCUCUUCCUUUGAACAGCAAGAAUCAAAAGUGUGUCUCUUUGGAAGAAGAAAAGCCUCGAGUAUUAGAUCCUCUGAUGAAUAAUGCUGAAACAAUUCACUUGGUGCAGUAUGAAUGUGAUAACAGACUUCCUUCAAGUGAAGAAAAUUAUCUUGAAACUGACAUACAGUGUGAUAAUGCUUCUAGUCCUAAAGAUCACAAUAAAGAAAAUGUAAAGUCCCUCCAUUCAAAUAUCAACAAUCACAAGUGUAAUUUAUGUGAAUUUGUUUCAACUAGAAAAGACAGCCUUCAAAAGCAUGUCGAACGUGUUCAUCUAAAUAUAAAAAGACACAAGUGUCAUUUAUGUGAUUUUGCUGCAAGUGAAAAAAUAAGACUGAAUGUGCACAUAAAAUCCGUUCAUUUAAAAAUCAAGGAAUACAAGUGUCACCUGUGCGAAUAUGCUGCGAAUGAAAAAUGUGUCAUUGAUCAACAUAUCAAAAUGGUUCAUUUGAAAAUUAAAGAAAACAAGUGUCACCUUUGCGAGUAUGUUACAAGCAGAAAAAGUACUCUUCAAAAGCAUAUUGAAUCUGUUCAUUUGAGAAUUAAGGAUCACAAGUGUUCCUUAUGUGAAUUUGCUGCAAGCUUGAGAGCUGAUCUUGAAAUACAUGUGAAAUCUGUUCAUUUGAAAAUUAAGGAUCACAGGUGCCAUCUUUGCGAGUACGUUGCUAGUAGAAAAGAUACUCUUCAAAAUCAUAUCGACUUUGUUCACUUGAAUAUCAAGAAACACAAGUGUGAUUUAUGUGAAUAUGCUGCUAGUGUCAAGAAACGCCUUGAAGCACAUGUGAAAUCUGUACAUUUGAAAAUUAAGAAAUACAAGUGUGACUCAUGUGAAUAUGCUGCCAGUGAAAAAAAGGCACUGAAGGUACAUGUGAAAUCUGUACAUUUGCAAAUUAAGAAACACAAGUGUGAUUUAUGUGAAUAUGCUGCGAGUGCCAAGAAACACCUUGAAGCACAUGUGAAAUCUGUACAUUUGAAAAUUAAGGAACACAAGUGUCACUUAUGUGAAUAUACUGCAAAUGAGGAAACCAAACUUGAUAAACACAUAAGAACAGUUCAUUUGAAAAUUAAGGAACACAAGUGUCAUCUAUGUGAGUUCAUUACGUGUAGAAAAAGUUACCUCAAGAAGCAUGUUGACAAUGUUCAUUUAAAUAUAAAAAAACACAAGUGUGACUUAUGCGAAUAUGCUGCACCAGAAAAAUAUAAACUUGAUGUACACAUAAAAAUAGUUCAUUUGAAAAUUAAGGAUCACAGAUGCCAUCUAUGCGAGUACGUUGCUAGUAGAAAAGAUACUCUUCAAAAUCAUAUCGACUUUGUUCACUUGAAUAUCAAGAAACACAAGUGUGAUUUAUGUGAAUAUGCUGCUAGUGUCAAGAAACGCCUUGAAGCACAUGUGAAAUCUGUACAUUUGAAAAUUAAGAAAUACAAGUGUGACUCAUGUGAAUAUGCUGCCAGUGAAAAAAAGGCACUGAAGGUACAUGUGAAAUCUGUACAUUUGCAAAUUAAGAAACACAAGUGUGAUUUAUGUGAAUAUGCUGCGAGUGCCAAGAAACACCUUGAAGCACAUGUGAAAUCUGUUCAUUUGAAAAUUAAGGAACACUAGUGUCACUUAUGCGAAUAUACUGCAAAUCAGGAAACCAAACUUGAUAAACACAUAGGAACAGUUCAUUUGAAAAUUAAGGAACACAAGUGUCAUCUAUGUGAGUUCAUUACGUGUAGAAAAAGUUACCUCAAGAAGCAUGUUGACAAUGUUCAUUUAAAUAUAAAAAAACACAAGUGUGACUUAUGCGAAUAUGCUGCACCAGAAAAAUAUAAACUUGAUGUACACAUAAAAAUAGUUCAUUUGAAAAUUAAGGAAUACAAGUGUAAACUAUGUGAGUAUACUGCAGGUAGAAAAAAUAAUCUUAACAGUCAUAUCGCCAAUAUUCACGCAAAUAUAGAAAAACCUUUUGGGGUAAUUGGAAAAUGAAUCAUAGUUGGAUUUGAGGAAGUUUUUAUUGUUAUAAGUAUCAUUUCUUGUUCCUGUCAUUUAUGUUUUUUGUUAAUUGUUUUUUUUUUCACCGGUGAUUGAGACAGUGGAGUGACUUAUACCAAUCUUGAAUUGAAUCAGACAGAUUCUCGAACGUUGGCUAGUGAUUUAUAAAAUAAAGGAGCUAAUGUAAUUUUAAUUAUUUUAGAAAACUUGUUGUACAAUCGACUAUGUUAACAACCACGGUGUUGAUCUAUAGUUGUAUGGACUGAAUAAAUAAAUAU
Messenger RNA from Coccinella septempunctata (seven-spotted ladybird), 2994 nucleotides. RefSeq names its product zinc finger Y-chromosomal protein-like. Gene Ontology annotation, biological process: regulation of transcription by RNA polymerase II. Gene Ontology annotation, molecular function: RNA polymerase II transcription regulatory region sequence-specific DNA binding; DNA-binding transcription factor activity, RNA polymerase II-specific. Gene Ontology annotation, cellular component: nucleus. The transcript is spliced from 2 exons. The coding region runs from base 194 to 2344 and encodes 716 amino acids. The record is from RefSeq and is a predicted model, not a curated record. NCBI's taxonomy places the organism in Eukaryota, Metazoa, Arthropoda, Insecta, Coleoptera, Coccinellidae.